AUGGUAGAAGUAGAACAAAAUCCUCCAAUGCUUGAUCUAUCCCCUAAAUGGCCUAAAAACACCUUGCACUCAACACUUUCAGAGCUUAAAUUGCAAUGGCGAAUGUCGAUUCCGUUGGUGGCAAUGAAUUUCUCGUGGUUCGCCAAAAUAGCGAUCACCACGGCAUUUCUGGGACGGCUUGGAGAGCUUCCACUCGCCGGUGGGACCCUCGGUUUCACCUUUGCUAAUGUGACAGGUUUUUCUGUAUUGAAUGGGCUCUGUGGUGCAAUGGAACCGAUAUGUGGGCAGGCCUUUGGUGCUAAGAAUUUUAAGCUCCUUCAUAAGACACUUGUUAUGGCUACUUCUUUAUUACUAGCAGCAUCAGUUCCAAUUGCUUUCUUGUGGCUAAAUGUUGAUAAAAUACUUAUUCACUUUGGCCAACAAGAAGAUAUUUCGAUUACUGCUAAGAAUUAUCUGAUGUAUCUCCUCCCUAAUUUGGUUAUAACUGCAUUAUUAUGUCCUCUAAAGGCCUAUUUGAGUACACAGAACAUAACAGUACCAAUCAUGUUGAGCUCAGCAAUGGCAGUAGCAUUGCACAUACCGCUUAACGUGUUACUUUCAAAGGCAAAAGGUCUCGAGGGAGUUUCGAUGGCAGUGUGGAUAACUGACCUUUUAAUUGUGAUAUUGCUCGUUUCGUACAUGUUGGUAGUAGAGCGUAGAAAGGGCGGGAAAUGGAAGGACGGGGGCUGGUGGGAGCAUGGGAUUAACGAUUGGACGAGGUUGCUCAAGUUAUCAGUGCCAUGUUGCCUAACAACUUGUCUCGAGUGGUGGUGUAUCGAGAUAUUAGUCCUGCUAACUGGGCGCCUGCAGAAUGCGAAACAAGCAGUAGGAGUGCUGGCAAUUGUGUUGAAUUUCGACUACUUGCUGUACUCUGUGAUGCUUUCUCUAGCAACUUGUGCAUCAAUUCGCGUGUCAAAUGAACUAGGAGCAAACCGUGCUGGAUUGGCCUAUCGGUCAGCAUCCAUCUCUCUAUGCAUUAGCAUAGUGUGCGGCUUUAUUGGUGGCUCAACAAUGGUGGCAGCCAGAGGCGGCUGGGGACGAUUAUUUAGCCAUGAUAAGGGGAUCAUAAAAACUGUAAAGAAGACAAUGCUGCUAAUGGCUAUAGUAGAAGUCGUUAAUUUUCCCUUAGCCGUUUGUGGAGGCAUAGUGCGUGGAACAGCCCGACCGUGGUUGGCCAUGUACGCUAAUCUCUGCGGGUUUUAUAUGCUGGCUCUGCCUUUGGGAGUGAUUUUAGCCUUCAAAAUCCUUCUCGGGUUGGGGGGAUUGUUGAUGGGGUUCUUGGCAGGUAUGGUUUCUUGCUUGAUUCUGUUGCUGGUGUUUGUUGCGAGAAUCAACUGGUGUGAAGAAGCUGAGAAGGCACAGAGACUCAUUGGCCAUGAGCAAGAACUAGUGGUUAAUAAAACUGAAGAUCAUAAGAGUUUGGCAAUAGUUGAUAGUACUGUCUUAUUUUCAGAACAGAACACCAAUUAA
Fraxinus pennsylvanica is the source of this 1509-nucleotide messenger RNA. Lineage: Eukaryota; Viridiplantae; Streptophyta; Magnoliopsida; Lamiales; Oleaceae. The record is from the annotation of a GenBank genome assembly.